CUCAGAGUAUAAAAAGGGUUGAGGCCAACCCAAAGGAGGAGCUGAUUAUGAGUCAUAUAUAGUUUGUUGGUUUGAUUUAGUUUAUGGCAAUAGCAGCAGCAGCAACCAUGAGCAACGACCCCAAUGAUAAUACCAAUAACGUCGACGUUGACGACCACAACAACAGCAGCAACAGCAGUAAGGACAAAGAUGACCAUGAGCAUGAUAUGGUCAUGCCUGGCUUUCGUUUCCAUCCUACGGAGGAAGAACUUGUAGAGUUUUACCUUCGCCGUAAGGUUGAGGGCAAGCGCUUCAAUGUUGAACUCAUUACUUUUCUUGAUCUAUAUCGCUAUGACCCUUGGGAGCUUCCUGCCAUGGCAGCGAUUGGGGAGAAAGAAUGGUUCUUCUACGUGCCAAGAGACCGAAAGUACAGAAACGGAGAUCGACCAAAUCGUGUUACGACUUCUGGCUACUGGAAGGCAACAGGAGCUGACCGCAUGAUUCGAGCAGAGAAUUCUCGGUCAAUUGGCCUCAAGAAAACCCUAGUUUUCUACUCUGGAAAAGCUCCCAAAGGCAUCCGAACUAGUUGGAUUAUGAACGAGUAUCGCUUGCCUCACCACGAAACUGAACGCUACCAAAAGGCUGAAAUAUCGCUUUGCCGCGUGUACAAGAGAGCUGGAGUGGAAGACCACCCUUCACUCCCACGUUGUCUUGCAACAAGGCCAUCGGCCUCAUCGAGAGGACAGCUGCAGUCACAAAAGAAAUAUCCUCAGGAUGCUGCUCAACAGUUAGCCAUGGAAAGGUUUCAAGCUUUCGGAGGAGGACAAUCACAAUCACAACAAAUAGAGAUUGAAAAGAUAAGUGAGACUGAUGGAAGCAGUAGUAGUACUUCUGAUCAUGUUACAACGGCUCUCCGACUUUCCAAGCAGAAUGUGUACCGUCCGAUGGUUCCUAUAAGCACAACACUUGGGUUACCAUCUGGAUUAAUUGAAGAGGAAGGAUUGUUCUUAAAUCAUCAGUCUAAGCAAGGCUGCAGCUCUUUACUUCCCAAUUGCACAACUCUCUUUCCAAUAGGCUCUUCUUCUGUUUCCUCAAACGUUGUUGACGAUCUCCACAGGCUAGUAAGCUACCAACAAGCUACAAUGAAUCAGCAUCAAUACUACAGUACUGAUCAUCAUCAACAACAACAACAUCAAUGCGAGUUUUCUAUGUUGCCCCCACAAUCACAGGCACAGCAGCUUUCUCUGAAUAUGCUACCCAGCUCACUUCCAACUGCCUUCUCGGACCGGUUGUGGGAGUGGAAUCCAAUCCCAGAAGCAAAUAGGGAGUACAACAUCAAUCCCUUCAAGUAGCCUGUGUAGUGUACUGCAUGCAUAUACCAUUCAUAUAUAUUCUGUAUGUUGCUACUACUCCUUAAUUUCUCUGCUUUUAUUUUCACCAUCUCAUGAGUAUUGCUAGCUAGCAUUCAGAUAUUAUAACUCAUAUCCAUCAGUACUCUUUGUUUGUUUCUCUAUUAGGGUUUUGGGUUUUUAUGAGAGGUUGUUUGAUUCACUUAAGUAAUCAUUUCUUGCUGGGAUUUAGCUAGAUAGGGUAGUGCAACAGCCCCAGGCUCCAACUUAAAGAAGAAAUAUGUACUAUUAUUAUCACUUUAGAGAUCAUAUAUUGUGUAGAUCCUGAUGACAAAAUUAUGUUUCCAGAUGCAAUUGAAUCUAGUUAAAUUACUUACAAAAAUCUUUUUUUGAUAAUUAAAACCGUAGGAUUUGAAUCUUGAUUAUUAGAACU
Durio zibethinus is the source of this 1761-nucleotide messenger RNA. RefSeq names its product NAC domain containing protein 35 (gene LOV1). Lineage: Eukaryota; Viridiplantae; Streptophyta; Magnoliopsida; Malvales; Malvaceae. Gene Ontology annotation, biological process: regulation of DNA-templated transcription. The record is from RefSeq and is a predicted model, not a curated record. Gene Ontology annotation, molecular function: DNA binding.